Messenger RNA from Mycena indigotica, 2445 nucleotides. RefSeq lists its product as uncharacterized. Lineage: Eukaryota; Fungi; Basidiomycota; Agaricomycetes; Agaricales; Mycenaceae. The record is from RefSeq and is a predicted model, not a curated record. The transcript has 9 exons. Bases 1 to 2445 code for a protein of 814 amino acids.
AUGCCGCGUCGAGCCCGCCAACCCUUCAGCACCGCUCGCUUUCUGUGCGACAUCUCCACCCUUUACUUUCCAACGCUGCUGCUCUCGGCCGGCCCACCGCCAACAACCAACAUCAAACUUCUCCAGAGCUGGAGCCUAUCGACGACCCUCUGCCAUUCCCACCUCCCCUCACCGCCGCCCGAGGCACCUCCAGCCUCAGUGGCUGAACCAAUCGCGCACGAGCGUGUGCGAAUCGAGCACCAUCCUGUGCUUGAUGGGACACCCUGCGAUGCCGAUGGAUACGACCUCCCUCCUGGCGCUGCACCCCCACCAUUGGAUGAACGCGCCGAGGACGAUUGGGGCUCGUUCGACACCCGCGCUCAAUUCGAGUUUGCGGAGUUCAUCUUCAAGCGACAAGAGAUGUCGAGGGAUUCCAUUGAUCAACUGGCGCAGUUUAUGGCAGCACUAUACAAGGACGACCCGUAUUUCAACAACCAUCGCCAUCUCUAUGCGAUGAUCGAUGAGAUACAGCAGGGCGACAUUCCCUGGCAGUCAUUCUCUGUCCAGUACACCGGCCCGCGUCCUAAGACAGGCGAAACACCCUCGUGGAUGACACAAACCUACGAGGUCUGGUUCCGGUCGCCGCUCGCUAUCUUUGAGCGACAACUAGCCAAUCCGGAGUUCAGGGAUGAGCUCGACUGGGCUCCCAAACGCGUUUUCAAGAACGACAAGCGACAGUUUACUGAUUUAAUGUCCGGUAACUGGGCAUGGAGGCAAGCAGAUAUCAUCGCCAAAGAUGAGAAGACACAUGGAGCGAUGUUCGUUCCCAUUGUUACUGGCAGCGACAAAACCACGGCUUCAAUUGGAACUGGGAAUGUCGACUUCUGGCCGAUGUAUGGAGGUGUUGGCAACGAGCAUAAUAGCGCUCGACGUAGUCAUCGCGAUGGUAUCGCUUUGCUUGCAUUCCUCGCCAUUCCAAAGACAACACAACAAUAUGCCAACAGCAAUGAGUUUCGCAAAUUUCGACGACAGCUAUUCCACUCGUCCAUCCGCCGAGUCUUUGAGUCUGUCCGGCCUCAUAUGACAACCCCGCGUGUUACUCGCUGUGCGGAUCGACACUUUCGGCGAGCCAUCUAUGGCUUUGGCCCUGAUAUUGCGGAUUACCCCGAGCAGGUUCUUCUUACAGGUAUUGUCCAGGGCUAUUGUCCUAUUUGUCUCUCUCCAGCAGACCACCUUGACCAUGACAGCCCGCUGCGGUCUUGCGAGCAUACUGCAGCUCUGCUGGAGACGUUGACGCUGAAGGAGAUGUGGGACAACUAUGGGGUUGUGGGGGAUAUAAUUCCGUUUACAGCGGACUUUCCUUGUGCCGAUAUUCACGAACUCAUUUCGGUCGAUCUUUUACAUCAAAUUAUUAAGGGGACAUUCAAGGACCAUAUCGUCGACUGGAUUGAAUUGUAUAUCAAGCAAGUGAAUGAGCCUGCACAAGCUGAGCGUAUUCUGGCAGACAUUGAUCGACGUAUUGCUGUGGCUCCACCGUUUCCAGGGCUGCGACGUUUUCCUGUCGGGCGAGGCUUCAAACAGUGGACGGGAAAUGAUUCAAAGGGUUUAAUGAAGGUCUAUCUUCCAGCAAUCAUUGGCCAUGUUCCAAGUGAAAUGGUUCAGGCGGUUGCAGCGCUAAUUGAAUUCUGCUACCUGGUUCGCCGCUCGGUAAUUGAUGAAGAUACCCUUCAGAUAAUUGACGAGACGAUCCGGCGCUAUCAUCACUACUGUGAGGCCUUCCGAGUUGUACGUCCGCAAGGAUUUUCGCUCCCUCGGCAGCAUGCACUGAAGCAUUAUAUUGCUCGCAUCAUGGACUUUGGUGUUCCAAAUGGACUUUGCAGCUCGAUCACGGAGUCGAAGCAUAUCCGGGCCGUAAAGCGACCAUACCGCCGCUCUAAUCGAAAUAAACCCCUUGGUCAAAUGCUCCUCUCGAACCAACGACUCGACAAACUUGCUGCUGCACGGGCUGACUUCACUGCCCGUGGCAUGCUAUCUGGGUCGCUAUUUGCAUCACCGCUGGUGCCUGUAGAGGAGGAACCUCAACCAGUAGAGACCACUAUUGAUGAUGAUGUGGAAGAAGGGGAUGUUCCGGGCCCUACCUGCCUAGGGGAGGUAACUCUUGCAAAGAGCUGUGGUACUGUCUUCCUCCUAUCUUUUACUACCGUGUUUGAUAAAGCCUUUCCAGUUCGAAAGGUGCCCCGCGACAUACACCAGUUGGCACGUUAUGUACACCAGCCACGUCUUCACGAACUUAUUCGACGCUUUCUCUUUGAGCAGCUCAAUCCUGAGCAAGCCGCAACUGAGGACAUUAUCCCUCUUGACGACUGUCCAGACUUCGCAGAACGUGUCUAUAUCUACACCUCCGCCCGGGCAGUGUUCUAUGCUCCUAGCGACAUCUGCGGGAUUGGUGGGAUGCGUCAUGAAUGA